AUGUCCUUUCAUUACCAGUUCCAAGCAGUCGGCGUGCUGAACGUAAAAUCGAACAUUGUUAGUUUUACGGUAGUGUCCGCAAUGGACGGUCACGAGGUAGCCUCUUCGAUUAAACGGAUGUCGCUGAUAACGAAGGACAGUCCGGGAUCAUGCGACCGAGGCAUAGGCAAAACACAAAAAAUAGAUACGAUGAACGACGUCAACGAACAUAAUCCAACGGAACUGCCGCCGUUUGAACGCGGCCACGUGGAACAGGAUCCGGGAAACAUUUGGAAAACGGUGAUGGCGGUGAUAGAAGAUACGAUAGACGAUAUGUACCAUAAAGGGCUACCUAUCACGUACAUCAAGUCGGUGGGUAUAACCAACGAGAUAGGCACGUUGCUGGUGUGGCACUCGGAAACGAACGAGCCGCUGCACAAUGCGAUACACUGGACCGAUUCAAGAAUCACUCAUAGUAACCGCGGAACGGCCUCCGCCAUAGAAUGGCUGCUCCAGAAUUCACCGGCGGUCAUCUCUGCUGCUAACAAGUGCAGGUUCGGUACGUUGGAUACGUGGUUGCUGUGGAAGCUUACUGCUGGUGAGAUGUACAUCACUGAUAUGACCAAUGCGUCGUACACCCGGCUGUUUGAUAUAGCCACGUUGAAUUGGGACAUGGACGAAUGCCGAGCGCUAGGGCUGGCCAAAUGUUCAUGGCCAACGGUCCAUCGUCGGCCGAAUCACUACGGCAUCAUUCUCAUCAGCCGAUUGCUCGGCGUGACCGUCAAUGCUGUCAUGGCGCGUCCAAAUGCUGCACUGUUCGGGCACCGGUGCUAUCGAUCUGGACAAACCGUCUUGACGCUCGACGUACUCACAUCCGUGGCCAUUAGUUCAUUCGGAUCCCAGGGAAGAGUACCAAAGCCAUUUAAUUCUCCACACAAACCGUGGUUAGUAGUGGGGUACUGGGAGCCAAACGAACCGUAUCCGGUGCUCGGCAUGGCGACCGCGUCUGAGGCUAACGUCGUCAUGCAGUGGCUGAAGAAUAAUUAUUUAAUGUCCGUGGAAGAGUGCAUUAACACGUAUGCUAACGCCCAUCCGUCCAGUCAACAAGCGAUCCUAGUACCUGCAUUCGGCGGUCUACCGAUGCCGCCUUACGGGCGACCAAACGCUCGUCCCGCUAUUAUAGGCAUUUCGAAGCCGAUGGGUCACGAUGAGCUGAUCACAAUGGUAGUCGAAUCACUUUGUUACAGCGCAGCCGAUAUAGUGCAGUGUUCCGCCGACGGUAGGCCAACGGACACCGUGUUCAUAGACGGACCGUACAGCAAUUUCGGCCCAUUAACGCAGCGUCUCUCGGACGUUUUGGGCACUCGUUUGAUCCGGAAUAGGUGUGACAUGGCCAUUGACGGCGUGGCCCGGAUGGUCGCCUCGACGAUCAAUCUUAAAUACAGGUCACACCAUGAAAUAAUCGUUUAUGAUCCGAUUUCCACGGCCGAACAACGUUUGGUUUGGUCGAAGAUGUGGAAGGAAGCCAUACGCAGGAGUGACGGUUGGGCGGCACCGGAAGAGGACGAGUUCACGCCGUCGCGAUUUUGUCGUAACACCGUACAAACAGUUAAAUCGUGCGCUAUCGGUUGGGUAAAAUGGAUAAAACAAUUAUUUAUUUCAUAA
Messenger RNA from Cinara cedri, 1644 nucleotides. The record is from the annotation of a GenBank genome assembly. NCBI's taxonomy places the organism in Eukaryota, Metazoa, Arthropoda, Insecta, Hemiptera, Aphididae.